GCCGUAUGGGGUAUUGAGGAUUGGUCGAUGGCGGCUGCGCUGCCAUUCUUCACAGUGUUAUCCAUCGCUUGUAUAGCGUGUGGAUUCACUGGCAUCGGCGUCAAGGCGGCAACUUUGGCGUUGCCACAAUAUCAGCAGUAUACUGAGAUAGGCUUGUUCUGGUUUUUCCUCUUCGAAGUCUUCUAUUGUGUCAACAUCAUACCAGUCAAAAUCUCUAUCGGUCUAAUGCUUGUCAGAAUUGCCAAGAAUCGCAAAGUCUAUGUAUACAUUCAAUAUGGCGUCAUGGCCAUGUUCACAACCAUGAAUGUCAUUGCUUGCGGCUUCAUCAUUUUCCACUGCAGUCCCGUUGCAGCUGCCUGGGACCUCAGUCUUCUUCAAAAAGGGGGCCGUUGUAACCCUCAAGACUGGCUUGUCAAUGUCUACUACGCCACUACUGCCGUGAACAUCUUCACUGACUGGGUCACCGCCUUCAUGCCUAUUCCUCUUCUAUGGAACGUCAAGCUGAACCGCAACGCGAAGAUCUCUGUCGCUGGCGUGCUUGGGUUGGGCUUCUUUGCAUCGCUGUCCGCUUGUGUUCGACUCAAGUACACGAUUGGCCUUACUGAGCAAGAAAAUUACCUCGACGCCCUCGCCGACAUAGUGAUUUGGGGUUAUGCUGAGAACGGCCUCGGCUUGAUUGUCGGCUGCAUGGCGACUCUCCGUCCACUUUUUCGCCGAGUGUUCAGCCUGGGUGGCGAAGUGUCAACAAGAAUGACAGGAGGAGGAGCAACAGGCGGAAAGGCAGGCGUCGCCGGCGGGAGUUCUGGAGGUUAUGGGUUCCCCAGCAACUCGCGCCGGACAUACGAGGAAUGCGACACCGUGUACGAGAUGAAGACGGGCUUGUCCGUGACCGUCGGACCUGGCGGUCCCGGAGACGACUCGAGCGGCGCCGGCUACGGCACACACGACCGCACUGCCAACGCCGUCAAGAAAAGCCGGAGCGGCUCGAGCAGCGGCGACGACGAGGACAGCUUUGACACCGAAAGCCAGACGCGCAUCAUCAUCAAGCCGCACGGCAGGCACGGCGGCUCGCGGGAUAUGAACGGCGGUAUCAUGGUCACGAAGCAGAUUGCGCUGUCGCGUGACGACGACUAGAACUCACUUCAAUCUCCUGGUGUGGCUUUCUUUUUUUCCUUUUUUUCCUCGCAGGGCCGCGCUACAGGCGUGGCAUGGCGGCAUCGUGCUUUUUGGGGGUGUCUGGUCAAGACGCCGGUGUUUUCCCGUAACAGUUCGGGGAAAUAGAAAAGCCACGGCCCAAGCUUUGACAAAAUGGCGUAAAAUCUAUCUGUAUAUACUCCUCUGGCGAAAUGGUCUGCUAGGACUCACAGAGGCAUUGCCUGGGUUGAUUGGGUCUUCGUAUGUUUCGAUUCACAUGCGUGAGGGUGGGAUUUUGCUGUGUUGCUUUAGAGAAUCGGGCCAAAAAAUUGACUUGCCUCUUUUACUACUUG
Messenger RNA from Microdochium trichocladiopsis, 1487 nucleotides. RefSeq lists its product as uncharacterized. The coding region runs from base 28 to 1134 and encodes 368 amino acids. The transcript has 8 exons. The record is from RefSeq and is a predicted model, not a curated record. Lineage: Eukaryota; Fungi; Ascomycota; Sordariomycetes; Xylariales; Microdochiaceae.